CUCAGCGCCGUGCUGCGCCAAACCCUUGCUGCUGUGGGGCCAGCAGCCAGCAGCAGCAGCAGCAGCAGCAGCGGCGGCGGCGGCAGCAGCAGCAGCAGCAGCAGCAGCAGCGGCGGCGGCGGCGGCGGCGGCGGCAGCGGGUGCAGCAGCCCGCCGAACAGCAACGCAGCAGAGCAAGCAGCAGCAGAGGGAACUGCAGCGGAGGAAGCAGCAGCUGGCGAAAACCCAGCAGCAGUAGAAGCAGCAGCAGCAGCAGAGGGAACAGCAGCGGAAACAGCAGAAGCAGCAGCAGAGGAACUGGAGGCAUCAACAGAAGACCAAGCAGCAGCAGCAGCAACAGCGGCAGCAGAGGGACCAGUAGCAGCAGCAGAAGACGAAGCAGCAGGUGUAGCAGAGGGAGCAGCAGCAACAACAGAGGGAACAGCAGCAGGUGCUGCAGAGGGAACAGCAGCAGCAGCAGCAGCAGAGGAGGGAACAGGAGAGGCAGAAGAAGCAGCAGCAGCAGAUGAAGGAGCAGCGGCAGCAGCCGAUGAAUCAAUAGGAGCAACAGCCGCUAAUGAAGCGGCAGCAGAAGCAGCAGCAGCAAAUAAAUCAACAGCAGCAGCAGCAGCAGCAGCAGGGGACUUCGUGUCUCGCAGCUUUUUGAUCCUUGAUGAGCCCUGCAAGGGAACGGCGCCGAGCUGCGGAGCAGCGCUGCUGGGGGCGCUGCUGGAGCGGCUGGCAGCUGUGAGGGCGCAGGGAAUUGUAUCAACACAUUUGCACCGGGAGCUGCAGCAGCUGCUGCUGCUGCAGCAGCAGCAGCCUGCUGCUGCUGCACCUGCUGCUGCACCUGCUGCUGCACCUGCUGCUGCUGCUGCUGCUGCUGGUGCUCUCACUUUUAAGCAGGUCAGGAGACGCCGCGCUGCAGCAGACACGGCGCUCUGCGACGCAGACAGACAGCGGCUUGGUGGCUGCCAGCAGCAGCAGCAGCAGCAGCAGCAGCAGCAGCAGGUCGGAAGAUCGCAAGAAGGCUUCACAGCCAGCUCGGACUCGCUGGCAGCUGAUCCAGCAGCAGCAGCAGCAGCAGCAGCAGAGGCAGCAGCAGCAGCAGACGAAUACAAAUAUGAAUUAAUCGACGGAGUCUGCACUUAUUCAAAUGCUCUUCAAGCAGCAGCAGCAGCAGGUUUCCCACAAGACAUCAUAAACAGGGCCCGUGUGCUGCGGCAGCAACUGACGAACGUGCAGCAGCAGCAGCAGCAGUUGCUGCUGCAGCAAGUGCAGCAGCAACGAGAGCAGCAGCAGCAGCGAGGGCAGCAGGCGCAGUCAGAGAACGAGGACGCGCAGAAUGAGCGGCAGCAGCAGCAAGAGCAGCAGCAGCAGGAGCCCCAGCAGCAAGACCAGCUGCAGCAGGGCAGUGCAGCAACAGCAGCAGCAGCAGCUUCCGAGGUUUCCAACGCUCGCGUUGCUGCUGCUGCUCAAUUCCAGCGAAAGGUGGAGGCCCUGACGCAGCUGCUGCGCCGAACAGCAGCAGAAACCAGCAGCAGCAGCAGCAGCAGCAGCAGCUCCUUUCCCGUGGUUUCUUUGCCUGCGUUUCCUCCGCAGCUGCUGCCUCCCCCCGCGUUUUCUGGGGCUGCAUGCGUUUUGCUGCUGGUGGCAGCAGCAAGGAGUUCGCAGAAGCAGCAGCAGCAGCAGCAGCAGGUGCUGCGGCCUGUCUGUACACCCGACGGGGGGGAAGUGUGGGGCCCCACAGGCUGCUUUCGGGUGUACGUGGGAGCAACAGCAAACAUCAGCAGCAGUUUGUUGCGGCUGAAGCAAAACCCUCACUUUGCUGCUGCUGCUGCUGCAGUGCUGCUGGCAGCAGAUGUGGCCCACGCCCGGAAGACGCAGCAGCAGCUCAAAGCAGCACUUAAAAGAGACCCUUCUGUGGCUCUUCUCCCCAACAGACACAAACCCUAA
Molecule: messenger RNA, 1935 nt
Organism: Eimeria tenella
Lineage: Eukaryota; Apicomplexa; Conoidasida; Eucoccidiorida; Eimeriidae
Exons: 2
Biological process (GO): mismatch repair
Cellular component (GO): nucleus
Molecular function (GO): mismatched DNA binding; ATP binding; ATP-dependent DNA damage sensor activity
Source: RefSeq, a predicted model, not a curated record